Lontra canadensis (Northern American river otter) is the source of this 1692-nucleotide messenger RNA. It is a transcript of the gene SNUPN, whose product is annotated as snurportin 1. The transcript has 9 exons. Gene Ontology annotation, cellular component: cytoplasm; nucleus. The record is from RefSeq and is a predicted model, not a curated record. Gene Ontology annotation, biological process: protein import into nucleus; snRNA import into nucleus. Lineage: Eukaryota; Metazoa; Chordata; Mammalia; Carnivora; Mustelidae. Bases 6 to 1421 code for a protein of 471 amino acids. Gene Ontology annotation, molecular function: protein binding; nuclear import signal receptor activity.
GGUGGAUGUGUCCGGCUUCACAACGAGCCAGGCCGGGGGGGAAAACAAGGACUGAGGCUUACACAACAGGCCGCCAACUCCGUCGACCCUGGCGGCCAGCCGGCUCUGGCCCGGCCUCUGGCCCCCCGGGCCCCCAGCCCUCAGCCGGCUCAGGAGCCUUCUCCCCGCCACCGGAGCGGCCAGCCCCCACCCUAGGGAAGGAGGGGGCGCGACGAGGCGCUCUGGCGACUUCUGGCCACUAUCUGAGUGGCCUCUUUUGUUUGCCUAGCUCCUCCGCAGUUUCUGAGCCUGAAGCUGACCCUGAUCUGAGUCCAAGGAUCCCGUCCAAAGGGAAGAUGGAAGAGCUGAGUCAAGCCCUGGCUAGUAGCUUUUCUGUGUCUCAAGAUCUGAACAGCACAGCUGCCCCACACCCCCGCCUGUCCCAGUACAAGUCCAAGCACAGUUCCUUGGAGCAGAAUGAACGGCGCCGUCGGUUGUUGGAACUGCAGAAAUCCAAGCGGCUAGAUUACGUGAAUCAUGCCAGAAGACUGGCUGAAGAUGACUGGACAGGGAUGGAGAGUGAGGAAGAGGAAGAUAAGAAAGAUGAUGAAGAGAUGGACAUUGACACUGGCAAGAAGUUACCAAAACGCUACGCUAAUCAAUUGAUGCUGUCUGAGUGGUUAAUUGACGUCCCUUCGGAUUUGGGGCAGGAAUGGAUUGUGGUCGUGUGCCCUGUUGGAAAAAGAGCCCUGAUUGUGGCCUCCAGGGGUUCUACCAGCGCCUAUACCAAGAGUGGUUACUGUGUCAACAGGUUUUCUUCCCUUCUGCCAGGGGGCAACAGGCGAAACUCAACAACAGCAAAAGACUACACCAUUCUGGACUGCAUUUACAGUGAGGUGAACCAGACCUACUACGUUCUAGAUGUGAUGUGCUGGCGGGGACACCCUUUUUAUGAUUGCCAGACUGAUUUCCGAUUCUACUGGAUGCAUUCAAAGCUACCAGAAGAAGGACUGGGAGAGAAAACCAAGCUCAAUCCUUUUAAAUUUGUCGGACUAAAGAAUUUCCCUUGUACUCCAGAGAGCCUGUGUAAGGUGCUGUCUAUGGAUUUCCCUUUUGAGGUAGAUGGACUCCUCUUCUACCACAAGCAGACCCACUAUAGCCCCGGAAGCACUCCUCUGGUGGGCUGGCUGCUCCCCUACAUGGUGUCAGAUGUUCUUGGCAUAGCCAUGCCAGCCGGCCCGCUGACCACCAAGCCGGAAUACGCCGGGCUCCAGCUCCAGCAGAUUAUUGAGCAUAAGAGAAGCCAGGAAGGCAUGAAGGAGAAUGUUGCACACAAGGCAUCCGAGAAUGGGCGCUAUGAGUUGGAACACCUGUCCACCCCCAAGCCGAAGAGUCCUUCCCGUAGUAGCCUGGACCCCGCAGAGAGCCUCAUGGAGAACUAAACAGCGUGGCUCCUUGUGGAAUCACAAGAUGGUGCUUCGUCCCAAAAAGAAGGCUGGGGAGGAAGAUAGUGACAACAUCAGGUUAUUUCAUUUUAGAGUGGACUUUCCAAAGCCACUCCAGCUGGAUAUAGCUUAUCUCCUAUCAGAAAUGCUGGCUCAAACCACUGAAUGAGGUUCCCAGAUUGGGUGGUCUUUGGAUUUGAGCAGUAAUUCCUGUAAAAAUAUAUCCCAGAUAUUCACAGUGUAAAUAUAGGUAAUUCUUACGAAAGAA